AUGGGCGAAGGCAGGCCACGUGAGCGUGCACUUGUUCAACGAGGGCCAGAAGGUCAGCAGCGCCCAUCGGAGAAGUGUCCUCGACCAGUUCGGCAGGUUCUCAUUGUGAACACCCACAGCCCAGCAGCUCGGUACGCACGCUCAGAGUUGGUGCCAGCAGUGUGGACGCCGACGACGGUGAGGACCAAGAUGGAUGCACUGGAGCGGCUGUUCCCACUGAAGAUGGAGCGCUUCCACAAGCCGCCGGUGCCGCCGCACAUGGCCGUCGCCUUCGAAGCGACACGCUACCGUGAGCUGGCACCGGCGCUCAAGGACAACCAGGACGCCAUCAUGCAGCUGGCCUUCUUCUCAUCUUCCGAUGCCCCGACGGCCAAGCGCGUCGCCACCAACUACCGCGAGUUCGUCCUCGCCUCCGGGAAGACUGGUAAUGAGAAACUGGUAAUCCAGUUAGACACGACUAACAAGGUACCACUGCUUAACAUGGCAGCUCUUGGACCAUCCUACUUCAGCCUGUCACCUGAAGAGGGCAUCCGGGAUUGUGAAUACUUCUUCCCACCAAAGGAAGAAACAUUUGAGGAAGAAGAAGAGGGUGCAGAGGAGGGCGCAGCCGCAGAAGAAGGCACGGCUGCAGAAGAGGGUGCAGCGGCUGCACCAGAGGAAGGUGGAGUGCCGGCCACAGAGGUGCCUGCAGGAGUGGAGCAGGAGGCAGCCCCAGCCCCUGCCCCUGCCGCAGACGCAGCUCCAGCAGCAGAGCCGAGCUCUGAGGCAGGGGAUGGUCCAGAGGUGGCAGCUGCCACUCCACAAGAGGAGGACCAAAAGGCUGAAGGGGAGGCACCACCGGGCUAG
This is a messenger RNA of Schistocerca piceifrons (Central American locust), 846 nucleotides long. RefSeq names its product tropomyosin-1, isoforms 33/34-like. Bases 1 to 846 code for a protein of 281 amino acids. The record is from RefSeq and is a predicted model, not a curated record. The transcript has 4 exons. Lineage: Eukaryota; Metazoa; Arthropoda; Insecta; Orthoptera; Acrididae.